AUGAAUGCGUCACUGCCAAAGAAGCCAAUACGUUAUCUCGUGAAAGGGGAUAAUAGAUACUCAAUACCCAGUGAAAAGAGAAACGUGACGCCAAAGGGAAAGAAGAAGAGCUUACAAGAAAAACAUGAACGGGCACAUGUGACGGCUUGCCCACAAGAGAGGCCACGACCAGCAUUUGAACAGAGAGGUGUACCCGUAGAGCUCACCGAGCUCAUCUUCAACGACAAGAUGGCUGCUCUAACAGCUCAUGUCGGAUCUCUGAACGGGAAGACCAUAAUCUCCAAGAAUGAAUGUUACUAUGUGGACUGCUCAAGGCGUCACUGCCAAAGAAGCCAACACGUGACUCAGAACAGCUCAACGUGCAUAGCUUCUGGGGAAUGUUCCUUGUUUGUGGGAUAG
Thlaspi arvense is the source of this 399-nucleotide messenger RNA. The record is from the annotation of a GenBank genome assembly. Lineage: Eukaryota; Viridiplantae; Streptophyta; Magnoliopsida; Brassicales; Brassicaceae.